Messenger RNA from Armigeres subalbatus, 2867 nucleotides. Its product is annotated as neprilysin-4-like. The transcript has 10 exons. Gene Ontology annotation, cellular component: plasma membrane. Gene Ontology annotation, biological process: protein processing. The coding region runs from base 196 to 2514 and encodes 772 amino acids. Lineage: Eukaryota; Metazoa; Arthropoda; Insecta; Diptera; Culicidae. Gene Ontology annotation, molecular function: metalloendopeptidase activity. The record is from RefSeq and is a predicted model, not a curated record.
AUUAAUUCGACACAUACCAGAAUUGCUGAAUACCGUUGUUAUUUGCAUAGGUGACUAACUGCCACCAGGUUAGAAUGGUUGUACCAGUUAUAGAUUAAACUGAAGCAAGGAAGUGGCAGCAGUGAAUUUCUUAGAUCUACAUGAGAGAGUGAUAGCACUUGUCUGGCCCGUGCUAGUUAGAUUGAAAAGAUUUCUAUGAUAUUCAGAGGAAUAAUGAAUAAACAGACAGACGAUAAAUUCGUAGCUGACAACAUAGAGGCAACCAGCAAUGGCAAGAUAUCCGUACCAAGAUUUACAGAUUCCACUACUCAAAGCUCCUGUCAAGUCUUCUGCAGCCGAUUCUUCAUCUGCAUUCUGACUAUUGCCGUAAUCUUCCUGUCCUCGAUCAUCUAUGCCAUCUACCACUAUGCGUCCCAGCUACCGGACGUCUGCAACAGUGAGCAGUGUCUCCGUUCAGCAGCAGCCUUCAAGCAGAACAUGGACACCAGCGUAGACCCCUGCGAUGACUUCUACGCCUAUGCUUGCGGCCGUUGGGCCGACGAUCAUCCGCGACCAUCCCGACACGGUACCUACAGUUGGUUUCACGAGCGGCAAACCAAAAUCUACCGAUUCAUCCGAAACCAUCUGGAAACCAACGUUACCGAAUCGGAUCCCAGACCGGUCGCUCAGGCCAAGUUCAUGUACAAAGCGUGCUUAAGCAAAACCAAGGGGAGACGUCGUGAUUACACGGCCAUGAAACUUCUCCUGAAGGAGUUCGACCUUCCAUUGACUCCAACGUUGAUCUCCAAUACAUCCUUAGACCGGAAUCACACCUUCGAUUGGAUCACUUCAGUUGCCAAAAUACAACGCAAAUUGGGAUUGAACGUUAUAAUAGGUUUGUCAAUUGAGCCGGAUCAUCGUGACAAGAGUCGAAAUCGCAUUACCUUGGAGUACGACUACAGCCCAGAUGAGUUUACGUUUGCAGCCUACCAGUGGUCAAAGAUGAAGAACCCAGGUUACAGCAGAAAAAUAUUGCUAUCCGAUAAAGUCAAUAGAAAUACGGAUAGUAACGAUACAGGAAAGUUGGCUAAACAUUUUUCGAAACUAUUAGCUUUGUUCAACCCAAAUAUGGAAAACGCAGAAAUGAAUGACAAAACGUUAAAGUUAGUAAACUGUUAUGAAAAUAUAAAGCAAUCUCUACCUGAGUUUUCAGAGUCGGAGGACGAUGAUUUCGUUUACUACACUGUCCAAGAGUUGCAAAACUUCACGGACAAUCACAUCAAACCGAGGAAACCGUACCCCAUCUGGCAACACUACAUGGAUGUCCUGUUUGCCAACCUACCCGAUGUGAAGCCAUCCCUUAGUGAGCAACUUCAACAAACUCCGGAAAAUGUGGAGUUCCUUGGGAACCUAAUUGGCGUAGUCUCGUCUCAACCCCCGCUUUUAGUCGAACUAUACAUUUGGACAGUUGUUGUCUCGUUUCUGGUAGAUCAUGAGUUCAACAAUGUAGACACGGAAGAGGACUGCGCUAAAAUCUGUCACAAACUGAUGGGGCUAGCCGUGAGCUACACAAUUGCAGAUAGGAGCUUCCUGGAACAGACUAAACCACGCAUAGAGCAGAUGGUCACCAACAUACGGCUGGAGUUCGAUCAGAUGAUACUAGAAACGGACUGGAUGGAUGCCUACACCAAGUAUGCAUCGCUAGAGAAGUCCAAGGCCAUAAAGUCACUGAUUGGAUUUCCGGAAUGGAUUCUGAACGUUCAAAAACUGGAAGAGCACUAUCAAGGAUUGCAGAUUAGCCGAACCGAUCAUCUUCAAAAUUGGAUCAACGGUCUACAGUUUCUGACGGAAGCAACGCUACGAUCGUGGCAACUGAACAGCAGUAUUAUGUGGGACACUGAUCCUUCGGAUGUCAAUGCUUUCAAUUUUAUGGAGCGCAACGUAAUUGUUAUUCCAGUCGCCAUCAUCCAAUACCCGUUCUACCAUCUUGGUUUGGAGGCUCUCAACUACGGUGCUCUGGGUGAGACCGUGGGUCACGAGAUUACCCAUGGAUUUGACAACUCAGGUCGUUUCUACGACAAAUACGGAGACGAAAAGCACUGGUGGUCCAAUGAUACGGUACUGGAGUAUGAUAAACGUGCUCAAUGCUUAGUAGAUCUAUACAGUUCAUACUACGUUCCGGAGGCUAAGGCUUUUAUCAACGGAACAUUAACCCUAGGAGAGAACAUUGCCGAUCAUGGUGGACUCCGGGAAGCAUUGAGGGCCUAUCGGAUGCACGUUGCUCGCAAUGGCCCUGAAGCAGUGUUGCCAGGAUUCGAAAAUUUUACACAUGAGCAGUUACUGUUCAUCUCCUAUGGAAACCAAUACUGCGAAAGUAUUAGACCAUCGGUUGCCAAAUCUCUACUUGCUGACGAACACUGUCCUUCCAAAUAUCGAGUUCUGGGGGUUCUAAGUAAUUUGGUGGAUUUCAGCGAAGCAUUUAAUUGUCCAGCCGGUAGCAAAAUGAACCCCAUACAGAAGUGUCGGGUUUGGUGAAUCUUCGGAAGCGAAAGAUGUUUUUUGCAUUACAGUCGCGAUUCGCUGGUUGGGCCACGACCUUAACCCAACUAACAAAUUCGGUGUUUUAGUUGGGCCAACCGACAGCCAUUUGAAUACGUGUGUUUCGACUUGAACAUCACAAAUGAUGUCCAGUGACGCUCAAUCCCGUUUUCCGUGUUUACAUUGGAUUUUGCGGAUUUUGACGUACGGUUGCUUUUUAGUUGGCCCAUGACACCCAACUAAACUAAACCCAACUAAAAAGUGACCCAAGUAUUAAAAUCCCAACCAUCGAAUCCCGACUGCAUAUUGUUAUAUUUAUUAACCUUGAAUAAAACAGAAUAUUCAAUCGA